AUGAGUGAAGCCGAGGUUCGCCAGCGCAAGCCUCUCCCCCACCAGGAUACGACUGAGCUCCAAAAUCACUCCACGAAACCCCCCGUCGAGCCACGCCUUAAACAUGGCAUCCCCAUGCAAAUCGCCCGCUCCCUGGCCAUGGCUGCCUGGUUCGACUGCUGUUGCGUGGUCAUCUUCGUCACCCAGCUUGUCGGUGCCCCACUGUACUUGAUCAACAAGGAUUGGUACUACACGUACAUGGCCUAUACAAAACAGAACUUUGGUCUGGUUAUCACCGCUCUCACAGAGUAUGGCUGUCCAACUCUGUUCCGGGUUAGUGGAGACGAGAGCGUUCGGGGUCAGUUGCAUCUAUCCGAGGAUGGGAUGAUACAGACACAAUUCCCAGAGCGGAUGGUCCUGAUCGCCAACCACCAGGUAUAUACCGACUGGAUAUAUCUGUGGUGGAUCGCUUAUACGAAUGUCAUGCACGGCCGUAUCUUUAUCAUUUUGAAAGAAUCGCUCAAGUAUAUCCCCGUCAUGGGCCAGGGCAUGAUGUUCUACGGGUUUAUCUUUAUGGCCCGGAAGUGGCAGUCUGAUAAGCCCCGUCUUCAACAUCGUUUAGAGAAACUGAAGACGAAACUUUCGGGUUCCAAGUCUGGCAAGUCGCAGUUUGACCCUAUGUGGCUGUUGAUCUUUCCCGAGGGCACAAAUUUGUCACUUAAUACCAAGCGCCGGAGUGAUGAGUUUGGAGCGAAGCAGGGGUAUCCGUCGUUUAAGCAUAUGAUUUUGCCUCGCUCGACGGGUCUGUUCUUUUGUCUGCAGCAGUUACGUGGAACUGUGGAGUAUGUGUACGACAGCACGAUUGCCUAUGAGGGCCCACCAAAGGGGAGCUACCCUGAUAAAUACUUUACCCUCCGCUCUACGUACGUGCGAGGCCGGCCACCAACCUCGGUCAACAUGCACUGGCGACGCUUCGCCGUUGCGGACAUCCCCCUCGACGACCAAAAGGAAUUUGAUGAAUGGCUGCGUGCUCGCUGGGCUGAAAAGGACAAGCUCAUGGAUGAAUACUUUGAAACUGGGCGGUUCCCCUCCAACCUGGGCGGCUCCAUCGAGGCCAAGAAUGCAACCGAGGAGCAGAAAGUGGCCAUUGAUAAUGGUUAUGUAGAGUCCUACGUUCGGUUGCACCAUUGGGCCGAGAUUAUUCAGAUCUUCAUUGUCUUGCUUGGUCUUGCAUUUAUUUGCAGGUUUUUCUGCACAUGGUGUCGAUAG
Molecule: messenger RNA, 1248 nt
Organism: Penicillium cataractarum
Lineage: Eukaryota; Fungi; Ascomycota; Eurotiomycetes; Eurotiales; Aspergillaceae
Product: lysophospholipid acyltransferase family protein
Exons: 2
Coding region: 1-1248 (415 amino acids)
Cellular component (GO): endomembrane system
Molecular function (GO): acyltransferase activity
Source: RefSeq, a predicted model, not a curated record